CCUCUCAUAUUGCAACAUUGUAGUUCCAUAAGUAUAGGUACCUUGGGUUCUUAAUCUCUUAGCUUUUCCAAGUGUUGAACUAUUCAACAUUCUAUAAAGUACAUCUCUCCGAUCUCUUUCUCUCUCUCUCUCUCUCUCUCUCUCCACCAAUGGAUGCCAAGCUCUGUGAGCCUCUCAUUCAUGAUGAGACGCAAAAUGGGCUAGCUCCCAAGCUAGAGGAAGUGGAAUCAAACUGUCAUCAUUUGAAUACAACCAGCGUUCCUUUCUUCAAAACGUGUUUUAACGGACUCAAUGCUUUGUCAGGAGUUGGGAUAUUGUCAGUUCCAUAUGCACUAUCAGAAGGAGGAUGGUUAAGCUUGAUACUUCUCUUUGUUAUCGCGAGUGCAGCCUUCUAUUCAGGCUUGUUGAUGCAAAGAUGUAUGGAUACAGAUUCUGAUAUAAGAACUUAUCCUGAUAUAGGCUACCGUGCAUUUGGUAACAUUGGAAGAAUAUCGGUAUCCGUUUUCAUGUACGUAGAGCUCUAUAUGGUUGCAACAGGAUUCUUGAUUCUUGAAGGGGAUAACUUAUACUACUUGUUUCCCAACACCGGAGUUGAAAUUGCCGGGAUAGCAAUCGAAGGAAAACAAAUCUUUGUGAUAGUUGUGGCUGUUGUAAUUUUGCCUUCUGUUUGGUUGGAUAAUCUUAGCCUUCUUUCCUAUAUCUCGGCUAGUGGGGUUUUAGCUUCUGUUAUUAUCCUUGGCUCAAUCUUAUGGACUGGUGCAUUUGAUGGAAUUGGCUUUGAUCAAAAGGGGACAGUUUUUAAUUGGAAUGGAAUCCCUACGGCUGUUAGCUUAUUUGCCUUCUGUUAUUGUGCACAUCCAGUCUUCCCUACAUUAUACACUUCAAUGAAUAAUAAACGUCAAUUUAGCAAUGUCCUCCUUGUGUGCUUUACAUUAUGCACCAUUAGUUAUGCAUCAAUGGCAGUUUUUGGUUACUUAAUGUUUGGGUCAAAUGUUCAAUCACAGAUAACUUUAAACCUUCCCAUUGGAAAACUUAGCUCAAGAGUGGCAAUAUACACCACUUUGGUCAAUCCUAUAGCCAAAUAUGCAUUGAUGGUUACACCUAUUGUGAAUGCUACCAGAAGUUGGUUUCCAUAUCAAUACAACAAAAGGGUGCUUGGCCUCUUAAUCAGCACAUGCCUUGUAAUCAGCACUGUUAUUGUAGCCUUGGCUGUUCCCUUUUUCGCGUAUCUCAUGUCAUUGGUUGGAGCAUUUUUAAGUGUCUCAGCUUCGAUUAUACUGCCAUGCUUAUGCUACUUGAAAAUUUCAGGCACUUAUAAAAGAUUUGGUUGUGAAAUGGUGAUUAUAUGGGGCAUAAUCCUAAUGGGUGUUGCCAUAACAAUAAGUGGUACUUACAUAUCUCUCUUAGAAAUAAUACAUCAUCUGUAAGAAGAGGAUUUCUCUUUGUUGCUAGUAGAGUUUUGGCAUUGUAAUAAACUACUGAGUACUCAGAGAAGGGAAUACGUGAUUUAUUGGAAGAAGUUGCCGGUAUCUGUUCUGGACUGAAGUUCAUAGAUAUAAGGAAUUGGACAACUUGUACACUAAUUUAUAGAAAUUGUAGCUAUUUUGCAUGGAAAUAUGAUUUCCGUUGGUGAAUGAAAUAUUUUUGAA
Molecule: messenger RNA, 1649 nt
Organism: Quercus lobata
Lineage: Eukaryota; Viridiplantae; Streptophyta; Magnoliopsida; Fagales; Fagaceae
Product: amino acid transporter AVT1I-like
Exons: 3
Coding region: 150-1427 (425 amino acids)
Biological process (GO): amino acid transmembrane transport
Cellular component (GO): vacuolar membrane
Molecular function (GO): L-amino acid transmembrane transporter activity
Source: RefSeq, a predicted model, not a curated record